AUGGUUACUGAGCAGACUAUAACUACCAUGAAGAAGCAUUAUGGUGAUAAAAUGAGGAGUCUGAAGGCCCAAUUAGAAGCUUACCAAGAGCUAAUGAACAAGAGGAGCACACACUGGCAAGAUACUAUUAAGAGUCUGAGGGAAAGAAACAGACAAAUGAGCCAAGAAAAGGAAGACCUUCUUCACCAAAUAAAUCAACAAACAGAGAAAUGGGAAGAAGAAAAGACUUGGAUUCUAGAAAAUUUGUCUAAAGACCUAGAUCAUCUUUACACCCAGCACACACUGACUUUGCAGCAACUUCAAAACAUCAGUCUACAUGUGGACAAAGUACAUGACCUUGUGAAUUUACAGAUAAAAAUUCUUCAGAAAAAAUCUGAAAAGACAGAAACAGAAAAGGCAGAUGUGUCAGUGGUUUUAGAAUUAAAUGUAGAACAGGUAGCUGAUGAAGAGGUGAAGCCUGAAUGCUUGCUGGAUAAAGGACAUCUUUGGCAAGCGCAGGCCAUGCUGCAAAAGAUACAAGAAUCUUUGGAUAAACGAGAGAAAGAAGUCACUGAGCUUCUACAAAGUGAGAGAAGAUAUAACAAAGCAAUGAAACCUCAAAUCACGGUGCUAAUAUUCUUGAAAACUCUUGUCCAGAGAUUGAUUUCUGAACCGCAUGAAUUACAAACAGAUGUACCAGCUUUGCAGGAAAUAUGA
This is a messenger RNA of Dromaius novaehollandiae (emu), 696 nucleotides long. Its product is annotated as centrosome-associated protein CEP250-like. NCBI's taxonomy places the organism in Eukaryota, Metazoa, Chordata, Aves, Casuariiformes, Dromaiidae. The transcript has 7 exons. The record is from RefSeq and is a predicted model, not a curated record. Bases 1 to 696 code for a protein of 231 amino acids.